This is a messenger RNA of Endocarpon pusillum Z07020, 1236 nucleotides long. RefSeq lists its product as uncharacterized. Gene Ontology annotation, biological process: protein refolding; response to heat. The record is from RefSeq and is a predicted model, not a curated record. Gene Ontology annotation, cellular component: cytosol; cytoplasm; nucleus. NCBI's taxonomy places the organism in Eukaryota, Fungi, Ascomycota, Eurotiomycetes, Verrucariales, Verrucariaceae. Gene Ontology annotation, molecular function: ATP binding; Hsp70 protein binding. The transcript is spliced from 4 exons. The coding region runs from base 1 to 1236 and encodes 411 amino acids.
AUGGUCAAGGAGACCAAGUUCUAUGACGUCCUAGGGGUCGAUCCUUCGGCCUCGGCUGACCAGCUCAAAUCUGCUUACAAGAAGGGAGCUCUGAAACACCAUCCAGAUAAAAACGCAAAGAACCCUGAUGCUGCCGAAAAAUUCAAAGAUCUAUCACGAGCGUAUGAAAUACUUCAGGAUCCUCAGAAGAGGCAACUGUACGAUCAAUAUGGAGAGGAGGGCCUCGAACAGAGCGGCGCCGCUGGUGGCAUGAAUCCUGAAGACUUGUUCGCGCAAUGGUUUGGAGGUGGCAGCGCAUUUGGCGGCAUGUUUGGUGGUGGAAUGAGAGAUACUGGCCCAAAGAAGGCUCGUACAAUUCACCACGUCCACAAGGUCUCACUUGAGGACAUCUAUCGCGGCAAAGUCUCAAAGCUAGCCCUGCAGAAGUCAAUCAUCUGCCCAGCUUGUGAUGGUCGUGGAGGCAAGGAAGGCGCUGUCAAAACAUGUACGGGCUGCAACGGUGCAGGUAUGAAGACCAUGAUGCGACAAAUGGGACCUAUGAUUCAGCGAUUUCAAACCGUCUGUCCAGAUUGCCAAGGAGAGGGCGAAAUUAUUCGUGACAAGGACAGGUGCAAGCGCUGCCUGGGCAAGAAGACUGUAGUAGAACGAAAGGUUCUGCAUGUACAUGUCGACAAGGGAGUCAAGAGCGGUCACAAGAUUGAUUUCCGUGGUGAGGGCGAUCAAAUGCCUGGAAUACAACCAGGAGAUGUGCAAUUUGAAAUUGAGCAAAAGCCACAUACGAGAUUCCAACGCAAAGAUGACGACCUUUUCUACCAUGCCGAGAUUGAUCUAUUGACCGCUCUAGCGGGUGGUGCUAUCAAUAUCGAGCACCUGGAUGAUCGAUGGCUGACGGUCAACAUAUUCCCGGGGGAGCCAAUCACACCUGGUCAAAUUAAAGUCAUCAAAGGCCAGGGUAUGCCAUCUUUUCGGCAUCAUGACUUCGGCAAUCUCUACAUCCAAUUCGACGUCAAAUUUCCGGCGGCGGAAGAAAUGCGACAUCUUGAACUGCUUGAAAAGGUUCUACCCCCUCGCCCUCGUCAACUUCAGCCUCCUGCGGAUGCCAUGAUUGAGGAUUUCGACCUCGAAGAUGUCGACCCUCGUGGUCAAGCACGAGCCCAAGGUGCAGCAGGAGCAGACGAGGAGGAGGAAGAUGGCAUCCCUCAUGGCGCUGAAAGGAUGCAAUGCGCUUCACAAUAA